Molecule: messenger RNA, 611 nt
Organism: Colossoma macropomum (tambaqui)
Lineage: Eukaryota; Metazoa; Chordata; Actinopteri; Characiformes; Serrasalmidae
Product: cystatin-like protein
Exons: 4
Coding region: 62-511 (149 amino acids)
Source: RefSeq, a predicted model, not a curated record
GUGAACAUUAGAGGGGAUCAGAAAACACUCAGAGCUCAGUGAUCCACACACAACAAGCAAGAUGAGUGCUGUGCUGAAGCUGCUGCUGCUGGCGACAGUUAUUCUGCUGGUUUCUGCUCAGGAAUGGAAGAACUAUUGGAGCUUGCCUGAUUCAUACAGAACACACAUUGACAAGGCACUGCAUGAUGCCAAUGGAAAACUUGGGGGUCCUUAUCAUGUUGCCUAUGAAAGCCUCUUGCCAAACCUGAAAAUUACAGAUGAUGACUUCUAUGUAAAUGUGCGUCUGAUGGUCACAACAUGCAGGAAGGAUGAACAGAAAGGUUUUGGACAUCGAGAUGAAUGUGUUACACAAAAAUCUAAAACGCCCUGGAUUGACUGUGUCGUGUGUAAGCCAAAAAAUGGUGAAGAACUAAUUGACUGUGUGAGACAAGUGGAUGCUAAGAAUAGAGCAGACAUUCGAAAAAAGUGUUCAGGUUACCGCCAUGGAAGUACAACUCUGCCAUCUAUUUAGACAAAUAAAUGUUAGGCAUUUUCCAACUGUCUGGUUCAAUGUACUGUUAUUUUAAAAUGGCAAACACAAUAAAAAAAUAAUGAUUAAAAACAAAUCUACA